Molecule: messenger RNA, 375 nt
Organism: Striga asiatica
Lineage: Eukaryota; Viridiplantae; Streptophyta; Magnoliopsida; Lamiales; Orobanchaceae
Source: the annotation of a GenBank genome assembly
GGCAUUGAGUUUCACCUUCUGAAAAUGGUGAAAGAAGACGGUAAAUUCAUUCCACCGAUUUCAAGCUUAGAGCCAGGAGCAUAUCAUCACAUCUUCUUGAAGGCUGUGCCUGAAAAUGUUGAAUGUGCUGCCGACUUGUCCCCACAAUUGUUUUUCGCUGAGAUUUUUCUCUCUGGUGUGGAACUUCAUCCCACUCAUUGUUUUAUCAUUAAAACUAAUGAUGAUCGUGUCAAAAAAAGAAAACUUGGUUGUGGCAUAUGUCCUGAUGAUGAAGAAUUUCCACACCCAAGUACUGGAUUUAUUGCUGGUCAUUUGCACACUCAAGUACUGGAUUUAUUGCUGGUCAUUUUACAUAUGUUGAAAUUUAACCAGUGA